CCGGCCAUGCUUUUAAAGCAAGCAGAGCAUCUCUCUCUCUCUCUCUCUCUCUGAACUCCAACCCCUAGACUUCCGUCCUUUGACUCUUCUUUCCUUUAUCUUCCUAUAUUGAUGUUUGUGCUGCGUUUGCGCGUUCCUGAGCAACAGAAAUGGGGGAGAAGAUGUAUCAAAUACCGGCGUUUGAGAGCUGGCACAACGGCGAGCAUGUUGUCCAGCCAGGGCUGACCCGUGCAAGUUUCUUCGGCGAGGAAGAUCUUUUUCAAGUGCCUAUGGCCAUGCCGGUGGACUCUGCUUAUCUCAAAGGCGGUCUAUGUCGCAGAAAGGUGAGGAAGAGAAGUUGCAGUGGAGCUCCCAAGGCAGUGGAUGAGGAUUUGUACAAGAUUCCACAGGAACUUCUAUAUCAGAAACCCAAAAGGAAGAGGCUGCUGAAAAAUUUGGUAUCCGGAUGUCUAGGCCUCAACUGCAUCCCCUAAACUUGUAAUAGGGCUAGGCCAAUUUCUUAUCUUGCUUUUUGCUUUCUUUACUUUCUUAUUUUCCAUCUUUCAUGGAUUUAGUAUGAGAUGGAAUUUAUUCACUUGUUGCUUCAUAUGUCGAGUGUUUUUUUUUUAAGUACUGUUCACAUGUAAAUAGUUUGAUCAGAAAUCAGUGGCCGAGCAAAAAUUUCUAUCUA
This is a messenger RNA of Dendrobium catenatum, 670 nucleotides long. RefSeq lists its product as uncharacterized. Bases 150 to 473 code for a protein of 107 amino acids. The record is from RefSeq and is a predicted model, not a curated record. The transcript is spliced from 4 exons. NCBI's taxonomy places the organism in Eukaryota, Viridiplantae, Streptophyta, Magnoliopsida, Asparagales, Orchidaceae.